AUGCCUUCUCUAAUUUUCCAGACGAGGAGCUACGUCGUUUUUUCGGACGCCAACAAAAAGUACCAGACGGCGCCGCGGCUGCGCGCGGGGUCGGGCAAGCCCCCGUUCCUGCCGCGCUCCAACGCCAUCGUGGAGAGCGACAUCAUCAGCCCGCCCCCGUCGCCACCGCCGCCCAUCAACUGGAGCACGCUGCCGUCGCCCCGCUCCCUGUCGGCGGCCGGGCCCGCGCCCGCCCCGCCCACGCGCCUCCGCCGCCUCACGCCUUCGCCCGUCGGCACCCCGCAGGCGGCCGGCCUGCACGCGCGCAUCCCGCAGACCAAGUCCCUCGAGGACACCACGGCCAGCGGCACGCGCCGCUCCCAGUUCCAGAAGUACGACUCCUCCUCCUCGUCGUCCUCCUCCUUCGGCUUCCGCAGCCUGGACAGCAGCCUCAACGCGCGCGUCGCCAUGCCGCGCCUCUCCGAGACGGACUCGUCCAUGGGCGGCUACGAGGACGGAGACGAGGACGACAACCGCGACUCGUCGCUCAACCUCAGCGGAUUCUCCACCAUCACCGUCGUCAACUCGUCGCCGGACGUGCCCACCAUCACGGGGCACACCGCAUACGCCGGGCACGUGAGCAAAGACCGCGUUCUCGUCAAUGGAGAUAAGGUGUCGCCGUCGACGAUGAGGCACCGCGAAAACAGAUUGCACCACCAGAACCACAGACAGGAUCACCGUUCCACGCACCAUCGGCGUUCCCCAGGGUCGGACGGCAGCAACAAAAAAAUCGUCUCCAACGACUCUUCGUCGACCUCCUCUUCCAGUAGCAGCCCGGCGCGCACGGCGUCCUCGCAAGCGUUCCGCCGGCAGCCGGUGAAGCAGCAGCCUCCGCCGCAGCCCCAGCCGCCGCCCACGCCCUCGCCCGUGCCGCACGUGUACCACACGUGGGACGGCCGCAACCGCGUGCGACGCUCGCGCAGCCUCCAACUCCCAGAAACCAAGUCCCCCGGUACGAUGCCUUCUCCCGGUACAGCCGGCAGCCACACGCCCUCCGAGUACCAGUACUUCCUCGUGAAGAACUACCAGCAGCAGCAGGCGCAGCAGCAACAGUUGCAGCAACAGCAACAGCUGCAGCAACAACAGCAGCAGCAGCAGCAACAGCAGCAACAGCCAUCGUCGGGCCCGCCGCCGCAGCAGUCGCUCUACUAUCACCCGCAGUCGUUGCAGAGGGCGCUGCAACAACAGCAGCAGGAACAGCAACCCCCGCCGCCACCCGCGCCCGCCGAUCCGCCACACAGGGUGGUCGUGAAGAUCGGCAGCAGCGACCAACCAAGUGAACGCCCCAGGCGCUCGUACAUUCAGCACAGUAAGUCUGUUCAGAGAAAGACUCACUCGGAAGAACUCCACCACGAAAACUGGGACGCUGAGGAAGAAGCGCGCGUCAUCACGGAGUACCUGUACGGGACGCGCAGCCGCGCCGCGGCCCGUGCGCUGCUUAUGCACCGCUACCACGACAGCCGCGAGAGCCGCGAGCGCGAGCGCGAACAGGAGCGCCAACGCGAACAGGAGCGGCAGCGCGAGCGCGAACAGGAGCGCCAGCGCGAACAGGAGCGCCAGCGCGAACAGGAGCGGCAGCGCGAGCGCGAACAGGAGCGGCAGCGCGAGCGCGAACAGGAACGCCAGCGCGAGCGGGAACGCGAGCGCGAACGAGAGCGCGAACGGGAACGCCGCGAGCGCCAAGAAGCUGCGGAGGAGCGCCGGAAGAGCAAGUCGCAAGACGGUCCGGCCCCCGGCGGCGAGCCGGCCUUCAACGUCUUCUUCGUGUCGCCGCAGCAGAUCUCCGCGGCGGCGGCGCGCGCCAAAACCAAGGAGCAGCAGCAGCGCCAACGCCAGAAGGUGCUCCAGCGCGGCGCCACCACGCCCACCAUGGGCACCGCCCACUCCUCGGGCGGAGGCUCUCCCUUCUGCCCCAGCCCCGAGGUCAUCAACCCCUGCAACUCCAACACCUGCGACUUCUGGCCCCACUGCGCGCACCGAGACAGCCUCUACCCCCCGUCGUCCCACAGCAAAUCCUCCACCCCGUCCCCGUCCUCGUCGGCGAAGCUGCCUCCCUCCUCGUCCGCCUCCGCCACCAGCAUGCGCCUGUCGCAGAGCUACCCCAGCACCAACCCGCAGGUGGAGCGGCGCCGCAACGGCGCGCGGCGCCUGCACGACGAGGAGAAGAGCCGUCGGGUCGGCGUCGGCGGGGGCGGGGCCGGCGAGCGAGCCAACGGCCAGGCCACGCGCUCCUCUCCCGCCUCGCUGGACCGCGUCGACGAGUACGACGUGCACCUCGCCCGGAAGGCCAGCACCAUGCCGGUGGGCGGCGGGCUCAACGGCGGCGCCAUGGGCUACACGGAGCGCCUGCUGGCGGCGUCCGAGCUGGAGGAGAAGAAGGCCAAGUGGCGCAACGGCGACUACUCGUCGCAGCACUCGCAGAUCCCGCGCCGCACGCACCACGAGCGCGCCAAGGCCAGCUUGGACUCGGCGGUGUCGGCGGCGUCGCUGGAUCUGGAGGCGGAGCGCCUCAAGCGCGAGAUGAUGUACGGCAUGGGGCUGCACCGCAGCAACGGCGGCGCGGGCGCCGGCGUGUCGCUGGACUUCGACGAGGAGUUCCCCAUGGUGGCGAAGGAGCGCAAGGUGUCGCCGGUGGUGGCGAGCGCGCUGAGCACGAGCCGGUCGCCGUCGGCCGUGGGCGGGUCGGCGUCGUCGUCCUCGUCGUCGAGCGACGUGUGGGUGACGACGUCGGACCGCACGGUGACCAAGAGCCCGCGCACGCAGAAGAGCUCGGGCGCGUCCACGCCGCUGGAGGACGCGAGCAGCAAGCCGCCCUCGCGCGCGCCCUCCGGCGAGCGGGAGCUGCUGGUGUCGCGGCCCGGCAGCGCGCCCGCCGACCCCGACGAGCGCAGCCGCGUGCUGGACGCGCAGCAGCGCUCGCUCUCCCUGCCCAAGUCCUUCCUCUCCGAGCGCUACGGCUUCAAGACGGCCAAGCAAAGGUAG
Molecule: messenger RNA, 3021 nt
Organism: Gryllus bimaculatus (two-spotted cricket)
Lineage: Eukaryota; Metazoa; Arthropoda; Insecta; Orthoptera; Gryllidae
Source: the annotation of a GenBank genome assembly